AUGGGUCUCGCCGGCACCAAAAACAAGAAGAAAUGGGCCAAGGACCCCAACAACACCGCCUGGUCCCGCAACACCGACACAUUCGGGCACAAGAUCCUACGGUCUCAAGGCUGGGCGCCGGGCCAGUACCUAGGCGCAGAGAAUGCCUCCCACUCCGAGUACUACGGCGCAGCGAACGCCUCUCACAUCCGCGCCGUGCUGAAGGACGAUAGUCUCGGACUUGGUGCCAAGCGGAACCAGGGCGGUGAGUGUACGGGCUUGGACGCGCUGCAGGACCUGCUGUCCAGGCUGAACGGGAAGAGUGAGGAGUCCCUGGGUGAGGAGCAGAAGAAGAGGGAGGACCUGAAGAUCAACAAGUACCUGCACCGGAAACUGGGCACAGUCACGUUCGUCUACGGCGGGUUGCUAGUCGGUGAUAAGGUUCAGGAAUUGGCAGACUCAAUGAAGGACAAGACCCAAGAAGCUGCGCACGUCCCUGGGUCGGAGGAGACUUCCGGAGAGUCCAGUGAAGCCGGCAAGAGAGACAAGAAGAGCAAGAAGAGGAAGGCCGAGGAUGCAGAGGGUGUGCAGUCGGACUCGAAGAAGGAGAAGAAAUCCAAGAAAAGCAAGUCCAAGGACGCGGACGAGGACUCGAAAUCAAAACGCAAAGAAAAGAAGGACAAGAAGAGGAGGAAAGAGAAGGAUGCUUCAGACAAGGACGAGGAUUCGAGCCCAGACGACGCCGAUGAGGACGCCUCAGACCGCAAGAAGGCCAAGAAAGAGAAGAAGGAGAAGCGCAGGAAAGCGAAUCUCGAAAACGACGGCGAGGAUGCAGCGGGCGCAUCAGAUCCAAAGUCAAAGAAGAGCAAGAAGAAGAGCAAAGCGGAGAAGGAGGAUUCCACUCCGCAGCCCACAGAAACGUCAACACCAACCGCCAGCGGAACCUCAACACCCUCUAUUCCUACGCGACACCUAGCCAGAUCCAGAUUCAUCGCCCAGAAGCGCGCAGCCGUGAUGGACCAAGCGGCCCUGAACCAGAUAUUCAUGAUCAAGACCUGA
Messenger RNA from Diaporthe citri, 1038 nucleotides. RefSeq lists its product as uncharacterized. Lineage: Eukaryota; Fungi; Ascomycota; Sordariomycetes; Diaporthales; Diaporthaceae. The transcript is spliced from 3 exons. The record is from RefSeq and is a predicted model, not a curated record. Gene Ontology annotation, molecular function: nucleic acid binding. Bases 1 to 1038 code for a protein of 345 amino acids.